Menidia menidia (Atlantic silverside) is the source of this 1983-nucleotide messenger RNA. NCBI's taxonomy places the organism in Eukaryota, Metazoa, Chordata, Actinopteri, Atheriniformes, Atherinopsidae. The record is from the annotation of a GenBank genome assembly.
UUAACUGCCCAUUCAGCUGAGGCUCCGCGCGCGCUCCCCUCGUGCGUCAGUGCGCAGGCCCGUAGAAGACGUCAUGAGCGUCUUACUACCCAACAUGGCGGACUUUGAUACCAUUUAUGAGUUAGAAGACGAAGAGGAAGAGCACGUAGUGAGCGAGGAGCACCUGCCCAGAUACUGUCCGGAGCCCGUGGUUAUGCGUGGGGCCGGCCACAUCACCGUGUUUGGACUCAGCAACAGAUUUGACACAGAAUUUCCUUCUGUUCUCACGGGAAAGGUAGCACCAGAAGAAUUCAAAACCAGCAUCAGCAGGGUCAAUGCUUGCUUGAAGAAGAACCUGCCAGUGAAUGUGAAGUGGCUCCUCUGCGGCUGCCUGUGUUGUUGCUGUACCGUGGGCUGCAGUCUGUGGCCUGUUAUCUGCCUCAACAAGAGAACAAGACGGUCUAUCCAGAAGCUGUUAGAGUGGGAAAAUAACCGAUUAUACCACAAGCUGGGGUUGCACUGGAAACUCAGCAAAAGAAAAUGUGAGAGCAGCAAUAUGAUGGAAUAUGUGAUUCUUAUAGAAUUCUUACCUAAAUAUCCUAUAUUCCGACCAGACUGAGGAGGCUGUUGUCAGACUGACGUGGGGCCCUUGAAUCUUAUCCUUAGUGCCUUGUAUAUACAGUAUGUUGGAAAAAGGGUCUGCACCGGUGUCUGCUCCGACGGGCCCCUAUAUCUCCCACUACCUUGUACAUUAAAACUUUGCAACAGUGUCACUUUGCUUUAGAGCAGAUUUUGCACACCCCGCCCCUCCAAACAGAACCAGAAAUGCUCCCCUUUGUUGCACUCUAAUGUGUUUUUGUUACAUGUUUGAAAAACAAGUGAAACUCUCAAAGUGCAUUUACCCCAAAGAACCCCCCCGUUUCCCCCCCGUUUUAUCAGUAAAUCCCUUGCAAAGAAUGUGAUGCCUCCACCUUCUGUAACUAUCCUUGCCUUAUGUAGGAUUUAUAAAACGAAAUAAGAAAAGCAGGUUCAUCUGCAUGUAUCCGGGGAGGAAUCAGUGGGCGGGCGAAGAAGUCUUCAGAUUCAGAUGUCAGAUGCUGUUUGUUGGGGUUUCGUCUCUUUGAAUCCAGUUCUUUGCAGGUUAAAGGGACGGUUGAAAUUGCCCAACACACAGCGUACAUCCUCACUCCGUGUUCGGUCUUUGCAUUAGCCCUUUGUACAUGGAGACUAGUUACAGGAACUGUAAAUACCAUGUUAAGAUAAGCUGUACAGUGGUAUACCAUUGUUUACAUAAAGUUACUUAGUUACCUUAGUUUUUGCCAAUAUAUUGCUGUACCAUAGUUUUCAUUAAUGAAAGAUGUCUAUGUACCCUUCUAGUUUAUAUGGACCUGUUUACCUUGUAAGCCAUAUAGUGACAGUGUAUCUGAUGCCAGAGUUAAGACUGACUUUUGCACUUGAGCGCAGAGGAGGGUCAGGAUUGGAAAGGAAGCGCAUCCUGAAUAUUAAUCCUGCAACCGCAGCAGUGCAUGUUCUAACCUGUAGUUUUUGCCAAUGGACGUGACGGUCAUAAUCCUUUAAACAAGAGACGGUUGGAAGAUUUUGAUUUGAACUGUUUGACUACACGUUUUCUGUUUUGUUUUUUAAUCCAAACUUGAAUUAAUUUUAUAGUUUUAUACUGUGCAGUGUUGGGUCCUGAUGUGUCUGGAAGCGUGUUCACCCCAGUGUGCAUACGUUGAGCAGAUGUCUCCUUUGUUUCAGUCAUCAUCUCAACCGAUAUGUUAUUUUCUUAAAUCCAGUUCGAGAGAUUUGCUACAUUUCGUUGUUUCAGAGUGCCUCCGGAACAGUAAAGAGCUACAGAGACGUACAGGAUGAAAUCAGUUUUCCUGUGUAAAGAGGAUUUUAAAUCCUCCUCCCACUAUUGUUCCUGAAACAGUUCUUGUACAUGUUUAUCAUGAUGAUCUAAUUCCUCUGGAGAGAGAAAAUAAAUGGUUGAUUUGAAUCCUU